AGAAAAUCCAGCCAUCCGAGUCAGUCAAGUCAGUCCACUGGAUCUCCAACACUACAAGAAUUUACGCUGUUGAAGGACAACCGCUCGCCGCUUAAUCACAAAGGUUCAGCAGUGAGUCUUGUGUUCAGCCGUGAAUCCUCGGAGGACAGUUUUGGAGUCAAGGGCCAUCUCAGUCCAGUGUGGUCCAGCAUCCAGUAUCCGUAAGAACUAGAGCAGAAGCAACAGGAAGCAAGCUGGACAGGGGGGAGGUGAGGGAGGACGAGGGCGCCGCCUUCGUCCUGAGACACAGAGUCUGCUUCAGCAAUGACACCGACCCCACCCACACAUCCACCUCAGACAGCCAGGACACCAUAAACCCUGGCACAGACCACAGAUCAGACAGCCCCACACAGAACGGGUGCUUUACUGUGAGGACGGUGGUAAAUGAAGACAAGGAGGAAACAACAGACAGAGAAAAGGAAGAGGAGGAGGAGGAGGAGAGGAGCUCUGAUGAAGGCCUUCUGCUGCAGGCGCACCAUGCCAUGGAGAGGAUGGAGGAGUUUGUGCACAAGAUGUGGGAGGGCAGAUGGCGUGUCAUUCCUCAUGAUGUCCUCCCCGAUUGGCUGAAGGAUAAUGACUACUUGUUGCACGGGCACCGGCCGCCCAUGCCCUCUUUCAGAGCAUGCUUCAAGAGCAUCUUCAGAAUCCAUACAGAAACGGGCAACAUUUGGACCCAUCUUCUAGGCUGCCUGUUCUUUCUCUGUCUGGGAAUCGUGUACAUGUUCAGACCCAAUAUGACGUUCGUGGCACCGUUCCAGGAAAAGAUUGUCAUCGGCAUGUUCUUCUUGGGGGCAAUCCUCUGCUUGUCCUUCUCCUGGCUUUUCCACACCGUCUAUUGCCACUCGGAGGGGGUGUCUCGUGUAUUUUCAAAGUUGGACUAUUCGGGCAUUGCGUUCCUGAUCAUGGGCAGUUUUGUCCCGUGGCUGUACUACUCUUUCUACUGCUCCCCUCAGCCCUGUUUCAUCUACCUGUUUGUGGUGUGUAUACUGGGCAUCGCCGCCAUCACCGUCUCACAGUGCGAUUUCUUCGCCACGCCACAGUACCGCGGAGUCAGAGCCGGUGUGUUUGUAGGUCUGGGCCUCAGUGGAGUCGUCCCCACACUGCACUUUAUGAUCACAGAGGGCUUCCUCAGGGCCACCACCAUGGGACAGAUGGGCUGGCUCUUCCUCAUGGCUGUCUUGUACAUCACAGGAGCCUGCCUAUAUGCAGCACGCAUCCCUGAGAGAUUCUUCCCUGGCAAGUGUGACAUCUGGUUCCACUCCCACCAGCUAUUCCAUAUCUUGGUGGUGGCAGGUGCCUUUGUACACUUCCAUGGCGUGUCCAACCUGCAGGAGUUCCGUUAUACAGCUGGCGGAGGCUGUGUGGAGGAAGGUGCUGUGUGAGCCUUUAGCCCUGCGGUGCUGACACGCACCACUAGAGGGAAACAAAGUACUAUUGGCACCAGUAACUGCUCGGUCCCUUCUACCCAUGAGGGUCACACCAAGGAGGACAACACUGAAAGUGAAAGACAAAGUCACCCACCCUUAUUAUUAUUUUUCUCUCUCCAUUUCCUUUUGUUUGCUGUUUUGCCCCUAAAAUAAAAUACUUCAUGGGAUAAGGUGGACAUAUGUCGAGAAUGGCAAUUUGUGUUUUCUAAGACUUAUGAGACAGUUUGGUUGAUCGCUGUUGGAUUUUUUUUCUUCUCUUUGUAAAAAAAAAAAAGAGUGCAAUGCAAAUGGGUGAACAUUUCUUUGGGUGUGCAGUUAGCCAUUUUAAACUCAUGUAAAUAAGAUUUCUAAAUUUGGGUUAUAUAGAUUUGUACGAAAUAAAGUUAUAUGUUUUUAAAGAAAUAAAUCAUUAUAUCAUUAUAAUGUUUAACUAAAAAUGUAACAAAAAAAAAAGCAGAAGUGAAAUAGAAGUGUUACAGUCAGGAGGAGAGAUACUGUGCAGGGACCUUUAAGACUAAGAAAAUAUGCAGAGAAAACCAAAUUGAACAAGAGCCACAAUGUUAAUGUGGACUGCUAGAUUUUGUGAGGGUGAGGUCUCCAAACCUGGUGUCUGAAUGGGCCAAUCAGACGGCUAAGUUUUCUGUUGUCAUAAGCACAGCUGUGAGAGCUAAAAACAUACCUGUAGGACACUGAAAAGCCAUACACCUUAUGGAGCCACCCAGCGCCUGAACAGGGGUCAGAACACCGCACUAUCUUAUUCCACAUCACUGUAAGGGCUGUUUCCUUCACAUGCAGAAGGAUGGUUUUCCUCCAGAUAAUUUCUCUCUCUCUCUCUCUCUUUUUUUUCUUGUUUUA
Xyrauchen texanus (razorback sucker) is the source of this 2321-nucleotide messenger RNA. Its product is annotated as adiponectin receptor protein 2. The record is from RefSeq and is a predicted model, not a curated record. The transcript has 8 exons. Bases 522 to 1421 code for a protein of 299 amino acids. Gene Ontology annotation, biological process: adiponectin-activated signaling pathway. Gene Ontology annotation, cellular component: plasma membrane. Gene Ontology annotation, molecular function: signaling receptor activity. NCBI's taxonomy places the organism in Eukaryota, Metazoa, Chordata, Actinopteri, Cypriniformes, Catostomidae.